AUGCCGCACUCGCAAGAUUCGUUGCGAUCGCACAUUCCCGUGCUCAAACUGCCUCACAACUGGGAUCUCUUGUCAAAAGUCCGACCGGAAAGAAUCCCCGAGGUCCGAUCGAAUGCUGCACAUGAAGAACGCAUGCAGCUUUUGGAAAGUCGUCUCCGAAAUGUGGAAGCGGAGUUGGCCCAAAGACCAUCGCCGGGAAAUCUACCCAGUCAUGCACCGAACAAUAGCAUUGACAAGACCAGCCCCGGGGAAACAGGAACCGAAAGUGCUCCAACUCCCCUCUACGAAGGCGAGUCUUCAUUCGCCAGUCAAUCGGCCGAGGCUAAGGAGAUUGUGGAGAGAUUUGCACACCCUAAUCGUGGGCCUGAUGCUUCAAGCUUGAGUGCAACUCUGGACUCAAUCAAUAGUCUCCUUGGUUCUAAUCUGCAAAACAAGCCACUUCUCAAUGAAACGAGUACACUUUCAAAGGCUACUUUCUUACCGCUGCCUGCUGAAAUGAUCGUCACAAUGCUCCGGAGAUUCCAAGUACAAAAGCCUCUAUUCUUGACCUCAUACCCAAUCAACAAUCCCUUGCUGGUAGAGCAGCUCUGUCAAAGAGUAUACUUUCCCACGCGAAAAGUAUCCGUUGGGGAUAUUGCGGCUAUGCAUGGGGUUCUUUACUUCGUGUUAAAGGAGUGUAUCUGCACCAAAGAUAUUCUGUGCGAGCAGUUUGAUCUCAAGGCGCAUCUAAAAACAUGCAAGGAGAGCUUUGAAGCGGGCCUGAUGACUGUCGAAGUUCUCGCGGUGCCUAGCUUCGAGAACCUUCUGGCAUUGGCCAUGGGAGCAAUCAAGGCUCAAGAUGAGGCCAAGCCAGUACUAGGGAGCAACCUGGUUGCAAGUGCCGCACAGCAUUGCCAGAUGCUAGGCCUCCAUCGUGAAUCCACCUACCAAAGGGACGACACCGGUAAUGCGGAUGGUAAGCGUCGCUUGUUCUGGACAAUCUAUAUGAUGGAUCACACCGCGUCCUUGUUUCUGGGGCGAGCAUCGUAUAUCCCCGAUUUCGAUAUCGACUGUCGAUAUCCUCCUCUUUCCGAGAAUCUAGCUGUUCGCCCAUGGGAUUCGGCUUUCAUCUUUAUCGUCAAGCUCAGCGAAAUACAGGCAGAGAUAUACAAUCAGCUAUACUCGGCACAGGGUCUGAGAAAAGGACAAGCAGAACGCAUUCGGUGCAUCAAUGAUCUCGAACUAGCUCUGCGAGAGUGCAACAGGGGUCGAAAAGAGAUAACUCCAGACCAUGUUGAAAACAAAGAAUUAUUCUAUAUGUGCGAUCGAAUUUGGGAUUUAUCAUUCUACUCUACACUCACCACAAUGCUCCGUGCAUCAUUCACGGCCAGAAUUGGUGGGGAAAUCGAGACGCGAUGCCUUGAGGCUGCACGCUUGAGCUUGAACAGCCAUCUGCGGUGCUUCUCCGACUACCAGCAGUCAAGCCGGUUUUCAGUCGCCGAUUAUGCCAAUUGGGUCCUGCUCUACUCGUCGUUCACCCCCUUCAUCGUGAUAUUUCUCCACAUUGUGGCAGCGAAGAGUCGCGUCGACCUCGACAUAUUGGAAACCGUGGUUAAUACUCUACACCCCAUACAGGCUGUCUCCGAUGCCUCGGCGCGGCUUUACAAAAUCUGUUUUGCCUUCUCUCGGGUAGCCCGAGGCUUGGUCGACGAUCAAAGCCCAUACGGUGGGAAGCCGACCGCAGAAAAAGACUCUUCGCAGUUACCAAAUGGCCCACGCCAAGAGAUAAUGCCAUCCCUCGAGUCAUCGCAAGGAUUUCCUGUCGAUAUGAUGGACUACUUGACCUACCCGGAGGCACAAGACAUCAAUGCGAUCCUGGAUACCUGGGAUAAUGGCCAACCGUCUGUGAUGGACUUGUUCGGAUUUGAAAUGACCAGGUCUUGA
Molecule: messenger RNA, 1923 nt
Organism: Penicillium cosmopolitanum
Lineage: Eukaryota; Fungi; Ascomycota; Eurotiomycetes; Eurotiales; Aspergillaceae
Product: fungal specific transcription factor domain-containing protein
Exons: 7
Coding region: 1-1923 (640 amino acids)
Biological process (GO): DNA-templated transcription
Molecular function (GO): DNA binding; zinc ion binding
Source: RefSeq, a predicted model, not a curated record